Molecule: messenger RNA, 943 nt
Organism: Rhododendron vialii
Lineage: Eukaryota; Viridiplantae; Streptophyta; Magnoliopsida; Ericales; Ericaceae
Exons: 2
Coding region: 152-679 (175 amino acids)
Biological process (GO): endoplasmic reticulum to Golgi vesicle-mediated transport; intracellular protein transport
Cellular component (GO): endoplasmic reticulum membrane; endoplasmic reticulum
Source: RefSeq, a predicted model, not a curated record
ACUGGCAGAUAUAACCACCAGUCUCUCUUUCUCUCUCUGCGCUUAAACCCUAAUUUACCAGAGCUGGUUGAAUGUAGACUGGGGUGAGAAGUAAGUGUGAACUGUGGGAAUACUGAGAGAGAGAGAGAGAGAGAGAGAGAGAGUAUUGAAAAUGAUACAGCUAUUCUUCUCGGCGAUACUGGGGGAAAUGGUGGUGAUCCUGAUCCUCCUCUUCAAUACCCCUCUGAGGAAGCUCGCGGUCAUGGCGUUGAACCGCCUGAAGCGAGGUGCUGGGCCUCUCGUCGCGAAAACCGUCGCCGGGGUCGUCUUCCUCAUGAUGUCGACCACCGUCUACAACAUUACCGAAAUCCAUAGCCGUCCGAUCGAGUCCCUCAAUCCCACGGACCAGAUCCUCCUCGGCAGGCAUAUGCUUGAAGCUUCUCUUAUGGGAUUUUUGCUGUUUCUCUUGCUAGUGAUUGAUAGACUACACCACUACAUAAGGGAAUUUCGCAUACUCAGGAAAACCAUGGAGGCUGCAAAGAAGCAAAACCGAGCUAUGGAAGAUGCAAAAAGUGGCAGUUCAGACGAGCUCAAAGUCUUGGAUGAGGAGAUCUCCUCAUUGAAAACAAAGAUCAAGCAGCUGGAAUCUGAAUGUGAAUCAAAAGGGAAAGAGGUGAAGGCUGCAGAAGCCGACAUAUGAUCGCUUGCUUACCGGAGGAGAAUCAAACUUCCAAAAUCAGCUGCAGCCAAUUGACCGGAGCUUGUCUGAUUCUGAUAGCAAGAAGAUCACAUAAGCUAACAACCAAUUUACUUGUACUCUGUGAGUGAAACUCUGAAGAUCAGUUCAGAAGUGCCAAAACUGGUUGAAGCAAUAGUCCGUCUUUUAUGCAUUUGGUAAUGUGGCUAUAGUUUCUGGGAAACAUGUUUGAUUUUAAUGUCAAUCAAUGUGUUGUAUUCCUCUUUC